Molecule: messenger RNA, 1914 nt
Organism: Zychaea mexicana
Lineage: Eukaryota; Fungi; Mucoromycota; Mucoromycetes; Mucorales; Lichtheimiaceae
Product: FAD dependent oxidoreductase-domain-containing protein
Exons: 6
Coding region: 29-1609 (526 amino acids)
Molecular function (GO): (S)-2-hydroxyglutarate dehydrogenase activity; (S)-2-hydroxy-acid oxidase activity
Source: RefSeq, a predicted model, not a curated record
CGCAAACACUACUACUACAUCAACUACCAUGGUUUUCGCUCGAUCUGCUAGAAUGUUUUCUCGAGGCCGCAUGCCUGCCCUCACCGUGGGUGCCUUUGCAGCUACAGGUAUGGUCUACAUGGCUGUGAAACCUGAGCCCAAGAAAGUGCAUGCCGAACAAAAGUUGUCGUUCUGGGAGAACCUUCCUGGCGAGAACAUGCCUGUCAACCCUGGCUUUGCCAAGUUACGAGGCAUGGCUGCAGAGCAGCGCUUCCGCACAUCUCUCUCUGAGAACAAUGGAAAGACUGACUUUGAUGUCGUUAUUGUGGGAGGUGGUAUCAUUGGUCUGGCUACCGCACGCGAAUUAUUGAAACGUUUCCCCAACAUGACCGUGGCCGUGCUUGAAAAGGAGCGUGAGGUUGCUGCUCAUCAGACUGGCCAUAACAGCGGUGUCAUUCACGCCGGUAUCUAUUACAAGCCCGGUUCGCGCAUGGCAUACACCUGCGUGCGUGGUGCCGACUUGAUGUACGAGUACUGCAAGCAGAACCAAUUGCCUGUCGAACGCUGUGGCAAGUUGAUUGUCGCCGUGGACGAAAAGGAACACAAGCAGGUUGAGCGACUCUAUGAGAUUGCCUCCUUGAACGGUGUCAAGGAUUUGCAGGUGCUCAACAGUGACGAGAUUCGUAAACUUGAGCCUAAUGUCGUUGCUCACUCCGCCUUGUACUCGCCCAAUACUGGCAUUACCGACUACGGUCUGGUCGCCCAGUGCAUCGCCAAUGAGAUUGUCCAAUCUGGCCGCGCGGAAAUCAAGCUCGCCUUCGAAGCAAGCAAGUUUGAGAAGAGACCUGAUGGAAGAAUCGAGAUCUGGGGCGCUGAACCCAACCAACGUGGUCCCACGCUCAAGGUGUCUGCCAAAAACGUCAUUACCUGCGCUGGCUUCUAUUCCGACCGCGUUGCUGGCUUGGCUGGUGGUGAUUCAUCCAAGGCCAAGGUCGUUACCUUCCGUGGUACCUACUAUCAGCUCAAGCCCGAGUACCGAGGCAUCUGCCGUAUGAACGUCUACCCUGUUCCCAGCGGUGGUGGCAUCCCUGUCGGUGUUCACUUUACGCCAACCGUCAACACUCGUCGUGGCAUUCAAAUGAUCGUUGGUCCCGGCGCCUGUCUUACUUUUGCUCGCGAAGGCUAUACCUUCAGCAACUUUAAGAUGAAGGACCUGUUCGACUCACUCACCAACAUGAACCUGUGGGCCUUCGCACUCAAGAACCCUUCAUUGUCGAUCGGUGAAUUGUACAAGGAUAUGAACAAGCGUGUCUUCUUGCGUGCUGCUCAGGCAUACGUCCCUGGCUUGACGGAAGAUAUGGUAGAGGAAAGUUUUGCUGGCGUCAUGUCGCAGGUGUUCGAGAAUGGUGGCAUUGCUGCCAACGACUAUAUCUUGGAACGCAAGGUCAUGGAUGGCAAGGUGCUCUGUGUCCGCAACGCUCCUACGCCCGCAUGCACAGCUUCGUUGGCAAUUGCAGAAAUGUUGGCAGACACUGCUACUGAGGACUUUGAAUGGAACAAGGAGGAGAAGAGCGAAGGCAGCGGUGCGGCCACCACCCAAACACAACAGCAGCUUGCAGUUGCAGCAUAAUUCCGCUACAUCCUUCGAUCCUUCCAUCCACCACAUCCUCAUCUUCUUUCUGACCUUCGUCAACCCCCCCCCCCCUCUUCUUUUGUUUAUUUUUCUCCAAAAAACUUACCUUAGCCCUGUAAUCUUCCAUCUUUCACUAUUCCGACCACAUACAAACAGCAACCGAUCACUUACUAUUACAUUGAACAAAUCCUCUCUCUCCCUAUCUCCAUUCUUUUUUCUUUCACCAUAAGCUCUUUUAUUUUCUGAAGUAUGUAUUUCAUUCACUUCAAAAAAAAGAACCUACAUUUCUCAACCAAAUAAAU